GACCACCUUCUCCUCCUCCUCCCCGGCGGCGCUGCUGCCGACACCAGCACCGCCCCGCCGCCGCUCCGCCCGGCUCCCGCUGAGCCCGAGUGGCAGGGCAAUCCACAUGAUUGCUUCUGUAACUACCGUGACGCCACCGGAACAAUUAGGGAGAAUGAGGAUGGACCCCAAGCCCGAGGCGCAGAAGUGUGCGGGGUGCGGGAAAGUAAUCAGUGAAAGGUACCUCCUCAAGGCCAUGGACCUCUUCUGGCACGAGGACUGCCUCAAGUGCGGCUGCUGCGACUGCCGGCUCGGGGAGGUCGGCUCCACCCUGUACACCAAGGCGAACCUCAUCCUGUGCAAGAGAGACUACCUCAGGCUUUUCGGGCACACGGGCCACUGCGCGGCGUGCACCAAGGUGAUCCCCGCCUUCGAGAUGGUGAUGAGGGCGAGGCACAACGUCUACCACCUGGAGUGCUUCGCCUGCCAGCAGUGCAGCCACAGGUUCUGCGUGGGCGACCGGUUCUACCUCUGCGAGAACAAGAUCCUCUGCGAGUACGACUACGAGGAGAGGCUGGUGUUCUCCCAGAUGGUCUACUCGCCGUCCACCGUGGCGCACCUCAAGAGGCAAACCUCGCACCUGCCGGUCAGCGCUCAGGAACAACCCGCGGCCCCCAACAACGGCAGCACCGCGCCGCCCCUCCUCAACGGGUCGCCGCCGAUGAACGGCGCGUCCCGGGCCAACCUGGCGCCCAGCAGCACCGGCGCCACCAACGGCGCGGCGGACGGGCAGCGCGGCGACCUCAACAACAACAUGGGCAUCGUGGGCGCGCAGAGCCCGCUGCCCUUCAAGAACCUGCCGCCCUUGUCCAUGGCCGGGAGCUGAACAAGGCGGCCGGACCGCCGCAGCAGAGCUGCUGAGAGCUGAGGUCGGGCUGGCGCAGGCUGGCGCAGUGGUCGCUGGCAGGCUGUCGAAGCUCCUAUCGGAGUACGCCAGGUCGCGGACCCCUCCGCUAGGCUGCCCGUGGGCCGAGCACCUGCUACCUGCUGGAGACAUUCGGACGCACUGGACUUGGGGAGUGCGAUAGGCUAGCCCCGUGCUUGCGUGCGGAUUUGUACAAAGAAAAGUAUUUAUAAUAUUUUACGCCACCUUAUCCUCACGUUAGAUAGCUCCAUUUCAAAUUAUUCGCCAGAGAUUUUGUUUUCUUCGGCAAACCCGAAGGCCUGUUGUUGAUUCUGUUGAUUGGUUAUGUUGAAGUGGGCGUCGUUGUUAUUGUGAUGUUUCCGGUUUCCUUGUGAAAUUUGGCUCAGCAUGUCAGCUUAUUAGUGUUUUGGAAUGGAAUGCAUGCGCCUUUGGUAUGGGCCGUGUCGACGUUAGUCGAGUCAAGUGGCAGUGUGGAAUAUAAAAACUAGUCGUUGGAACACUCAUCUUUUGUGACAUUUUUGUUGACAAACAGUUUUGUUUAUAAUGGUACAUUUUUGUGACGUGACAUUAAAGUUUACCGAAUAUCAACCCUGUUGAAGAACAACGUUUUACUAGUUACAGGACAAAAAUAUUUAUUAUUUUAUGAACUUUACUGUCACGUACAAACUGUUAUGUUGUACAAGUACAACAAAGUCUCUGAAAAACUUUACCUCGAAUAUGUCGUUAAUUUACAGUGAUCCUUUUUACAGUUCACCCAUGGACUGGCUACCCCCCCCAUUCUUUAGCUUGUGCUGGUUGCAUUUAGACCGGUGUGUAGUAUGUUCCUGAACCAAACCAAACAUUUCUGGUCAAAUCUACAUCAUAAUUUUCCAGGUCGACCCUACCAACAGAGGUUUGUCUCAAAAUGCAUGCUGUAUGCUGAAAAUUCACUCCAACAUGUUUUUGGUCCACGAUACAUCAAUUUUUCAUCACAAAUACGCCAUUGUAACGUGUGUUGACGAAUUUCUAUUGGUAGGGGAGGAAGAAGCUUUCUCGAUAAGUGUACAGAUGAAAAAACCUCGCUAAAGUAGGCACAAAUUCAAUGAACCUACAAUAAGAACUUUACAUGCUGUGUGCUAUCGGAUUUGUAACUUAAUUGUAUACGGCCCUUGAAAUUGUUAUUUGUUAAAACAUGAUUUCAGGUUUCUGUCUCACUAAUAAUUAAAAGUAAAGAACUAAUUUGAGGGCACUUCUUUGAUAUUGUUCAAGCACGUGGGAAACUACAUGGUACGUUUAUAUUUUUGAACUCUCAGUUUUUGGUAGCCAAAGUUAGCUUUGAAUUUAAAUUCCUUGAUUACUUUUGAGAGUCUUUCACUAUGUCCUCCAUACCAAAGAAAAUCUUUUUUGAUUGUGCCAUAAAAUGUGAUAUAAGUGAAAUAAAUGUCUAGUCUUCGGCACUACUAGGAGAGCUAAUAAAUUCACCUUGGUUUUGUUCUGCUGACUUAUUUUUUUAUGCUCAACGUAGAAAGCCAUUGGCUCUUGUUAUGGCCAAUUUGGUGGUACAUCUGUCAAUGUGCCUAUCCUUCAGUGUUUCUCUAAAAGAAAUGAUGAAAAUGACUGUGACAUGCUGUUAGAAUUAGGAAACGGUCUUUACCGAUGUUGUAUACUGAUUUUAUUAUUGUUUAUUCUGUAUAUACAGUAGAAUAAAGAACAAUGUGAUGUAAUAAG
Messenger RNA from Frankliniella occidentalis (western flower thrips), 2611 nucleotides. Its product is annotated as LIM domain only protein 3-like. Gene Ontology annotation, molecular function: transcription coactivator activity; DNA-binding transcription factor binding. Gene Ontology annotation, cellular component: nucleus. Lineage: Eukaryota; Metazoa; Arthropoda; Insecta; Thysanoptera; Thripidae. Gene Ontology annotation, biological process: positive regulation of transcription by RNA polymerase II. The record is from RefSeq and is a predicted model, not a curated record.